AUGUCAGCAGUACCUGAUAGUUUUAAGGCACAAAUCAAUCAAGGUGUUCCGGGGUCAGUGAAAGCACGGCCAGAUCCAUUGCCUGCGGGCAAGAAGAUCGCACCAAACAAGAAGAGCCCAUGCAGCUUUGAUACAUCGUUCUCGGAGGCCACAACAGGUGUGACUGUUGCUGGCCGUACUGGGGAUGCUGAGAAAGGAUUCAAGGAGGUAGAAGAAGCACUUUCAAAGGGAGACUACUCCACGGCUAUAAGGGUUCUUUAUUAUCUUAAGUUAUCAACAUUCUAUAAUGAAGAUUCAGCCAACGUAUGGGCAUACGUUGCAUUUGCUUUUGCGCACUUGGGGUUUGCGGAACAUGUGGGUUUUGCUCUUAAAAAGAUGAAAGAACCCGGUUUAGACCAAACAGUUUUGAAGCCUGAAGCCAUGACUGAGCUCAAGAAGAUCAGUAAAUAG
Priceomyces carsonii is the source of this 450-nucleotide messenger RNA. RefSeq lists its product as uncharacterized. Lineage: Eukaryota; Fungi; Ascomycota; Pichiomycetes; Serinales; Debaryomycetaceae. The coding region runs from base 1 to 450 and encodes 149 amino acids. The record is from RefSeq and is a predicted model, not a curated record. The transcript has a single exon.